AGGAUAAUUGCGUUGGAUGGCUCUCUCCCCCACCUAUCAGAUUUCUGGAGAAAUCUAGAAGGAAGGGAGGUUCCAGUUCUUUCCGUCUCCAGAGACUCCUUCUCCCUCCUUUUAUACCUCCGACGAUGGCGAAUUUCUCCACCAAAACAUUUCUUACAGAAUCUUCAUUCCCACAACUCUCUCCAACUCAAUUCGAACCUGACACUUCUCUUUACAGGCACAGAUUUCUAGACAAUCCACUAGGUUUAGUUUAAUAAAUGGCUCAAGCCGUAUCAAAUCUGCCUCGAUUCGUCUCCUUCACGCCUAGCAAAGCCUCUUCUAAUGAUCCGAAGAAGCUUACAAUGCUUGCUCGUAGAAGUAGCAUUAAAGCCAUGGCAGGGAAUGGCAAAGAUAAUCUCGAUCACUUACAGAGAGCAGUGGGAAAGGAACACCAAACAUCUCAGCCACCAAAGAAACGAGUAGCUCCUGUUGGGCUUUGGGAUCGAUUUCCGACGGCGAGAACGGUACAGCAAAUGAUGGAGACAAUGGAGAGGAUAAUGGAUGAUCCUUUUGCUUACUCGGGGGCAUGGCCGUCACCUCCAUUUACCAGCGAUGGAGCUGGUUAUAGCAGGGGAAGAACUCCAUGGGAGAUUAAAGAAGGGGAAAAUGAGUACAAGAUGAGGUUUGACAUGCCAGGUAUGACGAAGGACGAUGUGAAGGUGUGGGUGGAGGAGAAAAUGCUGGUUGUGAAAGCUGAGAAGGCUGAGAAGGUGAAGAAGGCUAGUUCAGAAAAUGGGAAGGUAGAAGAAGAAGAGGGAGAUUGGUCUGCUAAAAGCUAUGGAAGAUAUAGCAGCAGAAUUGCUUUGCCUGAGAAUAUUCAAUUUGAGCAGAUUAAGGCAGAGGUAAAAGAUGGGGUCUUAUACAUAACUAUACCAAAAGCUAGUGUUACAAGUAAAAUUGUGGACAUCAAUGUCCAGUGAAAAAUUGGGAGUAGUCUUCAAGAGUAGUUUUUUUUUUUUUUUUUGCUGCUUUCAGUUUCAAAGUACCUGAUGUAAACAGUAAUGAAGAUGAAGUUCUUGCAAUUUCAUCCUGGCUUUUGUAAUCUAUCCAACAAAGCUUUGAUGUAAACAUUUGUUAUUAUUGAUGGAAUGAUACCUUUAGUUACCUGCAAAA
Molecule: messenger RNA, 1152 nt
Organism: Benincasa hispida (wax gourd)
Lineage: Eukaryota; Viridiplantae; Streptophyta; Magnoliopsida; Cucurbitales; Cucurbitaceae
Product: small heat shock protein, chloroplastic-like
Biological process (GO): response to heat
Source: RefSeq, a predicted model, not a curated record